This is a messenger RNA of Symbiodinium sp. CCMP2592, 2028 nucleotides long. The record is from the annotation of a GenBank genome assembly. NCBI's taxonomy places the organism in Eukaryota, Dinophyceae, Suessiales, Symbiodiniaceae.
AUGGCGAAACGUGGUGGCAAAGUUGGCACCAUGGUAUUGCUGCUCGCGGGCCUCUGGCUUGGUCUGGCUGGAUCUCGCCUUGCUCUCACGUUGACAGUGGCGAGCAGGGCUGGUGCUCUGAAGCGCCUGCACGCUGGCGCCUUGAAGCUGAAGGCCGGGGAUGUCUUGAGCCGCUGGCAGUUGAUUGCAUCCUCCAAAGAAAACACGGAUGACCUGGAACGCACAACGGCCGAGGCAGUUUUGUCGGCGGGUUUGCGCUUGGUAGUUCUGCCUGGCUCAUGCAAGGCCACAGCAGGCUUGGAUCAGGCCGAGUGGCUGCAAAAGACAGCUGAGGGGAUCCGGCUGUUUGGAGUGGAUGAGGUCCGUGACUGGGCGAAAGCCGUAUUGCCGAGAAGUCCUCAAGUCGCUGAGACUUUGCACGAGCAGCAAGUGGAUGGUGAAGAUGUCUUGGACCUGACCUAUGAGCGGCUAGUGGCUGAGCCCUACAAAAUUGCUGCCGGCCCUGCCGGAAAACUGGCCAAGCGCAUCGCUGCUGUGUCUGCCCCGCCGACGGCCGCAAGCGGAUUCCAGGCGGGGGCCUCAGCGGACUGGAAGGGUGCCUUGGGGUCAGUCGGGGCAGUUCGUGAGGACGACCCAGAUGCCACGGAGUUCAUCCGGGAGCUGGCCAACGCUAAACCGCAGGACUUGGGCGUGCAGGUCUUCAACCUCACGAAGACCCUGCCCGUAGAGCCCUACGACCAGAGCGGGCCGAGAUUAUUGACGCGCAACACGACGCGCCGAGCCUGGAAGGCCAUCUUCGAGCUCAUGAGAAACGGCACCAAGCGCGUGGCCAUGUUGGGCGUCCCGGGCAUCGGGAAGAGCCGCAAUCUGGCACUGGGCCUCUGGCACCUGGUGAGGGGCCAGCUGCCAGACGGGAUUCCGCAGCCCGAGGCCAUUGUGUUCGAAGCCCGGCAGAGCAGCACAGUCUUCCUCUUCACCAAGGGCCAGGAUGGCUGGAAGGCGCAGCGCCGGCAGAUGGACUGGAGUCCAUCAGGCUGUGCGCACCUGCAAAACUCCAACAACUGGUACCUGGUGGAUGCUUCCGACGCUUCUAAACCGUCGCAGUUGGCUGCGAAGACAGUGAUCGCCUGCAGCCCAGACCGGGACCACUACUCCAAUUUCGUCAAAGACGGAGGCGAGUGUGUCUUCGUUGAAGCUUUCAGGUGGGCCGAGGUGAAAGCGUGCUAUCCACAGUUGGAGACUAAGGUUGACCCGGAGGAUCUGCGCCAAAGGUUCCAGCAAGUCGGAGGUGCUCUGCGCACCCUUCUGGCAAGCCCGAUGGGCUACGAACAAGCCGUGGAGCUGCAGAUGGCCGAGGCAAAGGAGUUCUCCACAGUGGAACGUGUCUUUGCAGGUGAGUUGAAUAACGUCGAAGGCAAGACGAUGCCUACCAGGCUCUUCACAUACCGCAGCGCAGAUGGGAUCUCAAAAAAGGUCACCGUCUGCUCUCCCGGUGCGGCCACACUGCUUGUCGAGAAGCACUAUGACAAGCUCGUGCCGCUGUGGUGCGAUCCAAGCGGCAAAUGCGGCUGCGAAGAGAGCCCAAUGGAACUACAAAUCGGUCCGGUCAUGGACUUGCAAGUUAAGGAGGGUUUGCAGCUUCUAGAGUGCGACACCGAUCACAUCUUUGAUGCCAGAUGGCGGGAGGCUGUGCAGAGAGGCAGUCUAGAGGGACAUGUUCUGCACAGCCCAGAGAAUUAUCCGGUCAUCGACUACCUGCUGGACUUCAACCACGGCAUCUCCGUGACGACCUCCCUCAAGCACGACAUCGCAAAGGCGUUUCGUGAAAAGUUGGGGGAGAUGUUCGGAAACGCUUCCCAACCCUGCAGUUUCACUCUCACGUUUCUCAUUACAGGAGAGCCUCAAAAAUUCACACCGAAGGGAAGCGAUUACGAGGCACUAAGGGGCAUGGCGGGUACAGAAAAGCUGUUUGACAAUGUUCGUGUACAGGUCGUGCAGAUUCCGAAGAAGCUCAAUAGCCUGAGUUGA